CUCUGCUAGCAUUUUUCAUUUGUUUCAUAAGUAUGGGUUUGGCUCCUAUUUGUAUCGACAAAACCUGGUGGGUCUCAACGUUCCCAGCUAUUGUAAAAGCAAAUAACUUAGUAGAUGGUUUCCUUUUGUUUAGCAUUUUCAUGGCAGUUUUAUUGGGUGGGUUUUUAACUUGGGCUUUAUCCCCUGGGGGUUUAGCCUGGAAAAAUGGCAGAAACCGAUUAGGUGGGGUCCCAGUCCCUGGUCCCAGAGGGUUCCCUUUCUUUGGCAGUUUAUUCAGCCUAACCCACGGUUUGGCUCAUCGAACCCUUGCUUGCAUGGCUUCAAAACAAGCCGCUACCAAUCUCAUGGCUUUUAGCCUUGGAUCAACUCCUGCUGUUAUAACAUCCGAUCCCCAAAUUGCUCGUGAAAUCUUGACCUCUCCUCAUUUUGCUAACCGUCCGAUCAAAGCAACAGCUAAGAAGCUAAUGUUUAGCCGGGCCAUUGGCUUUGCUCCCGAUGGUACUUACUGGCGGCUUCUAAGGAGGAUUUCAUCCACUCACCUCUUUGCUCCAAAGCGCAUUGCAGCCCAUGAAAAGAGUCGCCAACUAGACUGUGGCUCCCUGUUAUGUGCCAUUGCUAAAGAACAGUCCUCCAAUGGAAUUGUUGUUUUACGCAAACACCUUCAAGCAGCAGCUCUUAACAAUAUAAUGGUAACAGUAUUCGGUAAAAGAUAUGACCUCUGCCAAGGUGAUGACGACGAAGCUAAAGAGUUGCAAGAGAUUGUAAGAGAAGGGUUUGAGAUAUUGGGAGCUUUUAACUGGUCGGAUUAUCUACCUUGGCUGAGCUACUUUUAUGACCCUUUUCGAAUCAAUGAACGCUGUUCAGUUCUUGUCCCCCGAGUGAAAAAACUAGUGAACCAAAUCAUCGAACAACAUCGUUUGAAUCAAUCAUCAAAGGUUGCUGAUAGUUCAGAUUUCGUUUCUGUGUUGUUAUCUUUAGAUGGCGACGAUAAACUCAAUGAGGAAGACAUGGAAGCAGUCUUGUGGGAAAUGAUCUUUCGGGGAACGGAUACAACUGCGCUUUUAACUGAGUGGAUCAUGGCCGAGUUGGUAUUGAACCCUGAGAUUCAAUCCAAGCUUCACCAGGAGCUUGUUGUUGCAGUGGGAGACAAGAGCGUGACAGAUGCUGAUGUGGCUAACUUACCCUACCUUCAAGCAGUAGUCAAAGAAACCCUCAGGUUGCAUCCACCUGGGCCGCUCCUUUCAUGGGCAAGGAUAUCCACGUCAGAUGUCCAACUCAGUAAUGGCAUGGUGGUCCCAUCAGACACUACAGCCAUGGUCAACAUGUGGGCCAUAACCCAUGACCCAAAUGUGUGGGAGGAUCCACUUGUUUUCAGGCCAGAGAGGUUUGUUAAGUGUCUAGGUGGAGCUGAGGUGGAUGUGAGGGGUGGUGAUCUUAGGCUUGCACCGUUUGGGGCAGGACGAAGGGUCUGCCCUGGCAAGAACUUGGGGCUGGUCACAGUGGGCCUUUGGGUGGCUAAGUUGGUUCAACACUUCAAAUGGGUUCAAGAUCUGGCUAACCCAGUCGAGCUAACCGAGCUGCUUAAGCUGUCCUGUGAGAUGAAGAAUCCUCUGCGCGCCAUGGCUAUUCCAAGAAACAGUAUUCUACGACGGUCAGGAGACUGGUAAAAGAAUAAAUAAAAGCCAAGGGAUAUAAU
This is a messenger RNA of Gossypium raimondii (Peruvian cotton), 1696 nucleotides long. Its product is annotated as cytochrome P450 78A7. The record is from RefSeq and is a predicted model, not a curated record. Gene Ontology annotation, molecular function: iron ion binding; oxidoreductase activity, acting on paired donors, with incorporation or reduction of molecular oxygen; heme binding. NCBI's taxonomy places the organism in Eukaryota, Viridiplantae, Streptophyta, Magnoliopsida, Malvales, Malvaceae. The transcript is spliced from 2 exons. Bases 33 to 1667 code for a protein of 544 amino acids.